This is a messenger RNA of Caenorhabditis remanei, 384 nucleotides long. RefSeq lists its product as uncharacterized. Bases 1 to 384 code for a protein of 127 amino acids. The transcript is spliced from 2 exons. The record is from RefSeq and is a predicted model, not a curated record. NCBI's taxonomy places the organism in Eukaryota, Metazoa, Nematoda, Chromadorea, Rhabditida, Rhabditidae.
AUGAAGGUUCUCUUCCUCCUCUUCACAAUCUGUUUCCUAGGCUCCGUGCUCACCGGCUCUCCUCCAGAAGACGUUGGAAAAGGGGAGAAAUUGGUUCAAUCUGUGUUGAAAGGAAUCGAAUUGAGAGAUAAGAAGAUGAUUGGCGACGUGUUUGAGGAUGAUUUCGUCUAUGAGGGAUGCAAGAAAAAGUAUAAUAAAGAAGAAUCCACCAAACUCGUCGGAUCGUUCAGUCACCAAAUGGCGAGCAUCAUGGAGAAAGGCACACAAAUCAUGUAUGUGGGCCCUCGGAAAUUCAUGACUCUCAUCUCAUCGAACUCAUUGAAAUCCGUGUUUGUGCUUUCCGAAAACUGGAAACUUCUUCAUGGAAAAACGAUUUCUUGUUAG